AGGAACUGAAUGCGCUGCGUGCAGUGUCAAGAACGCGGCUUCCACGAUUUAGAUUAUAUGGCUUAUACUGGCUGUAUUCAUUUUGCACGAUAGGUUAUAGCUUAUCAAAUUUGAGGAUAAAUAGCAUUAUGCUUGCUUUAAUCAUGCAUGGAGCGCAUUCAUUUUGCAAUUCCUCGACUUUGAAUUAAUACGAAGCAAAAAGACAUCAUGGUAUAUUACAUCUAGACUACAAGGCCUAUAAGUAUAUCAAAAGGAGAAAACUCCUUGAAGAAGGGUGAAUAUAUACUAGGCCUAUACAGAUUUUGUCAACAUGAUACCUGCCAUUAAUAUGGACAAAGUUUACGAGCUGAGAAAAUGGUUGCAAUCGUGCUGAUUGAUGGCAUCGAAUUGUACCCAUCGUCCUCCGCCAGUCCGGCCUGGUCUCUCUUGGAGUUCUUAUAUCAUCUUUCAGCCUUUAUUGGCAUCUUUCGUCAGUCUUUGCCAUCUACCCCGUCAAACUUCGUCAUACUUCAUCAUCCCUCUGUAUCCUUGCCUUCCGAGGAGUGAUCAGCGAAUAAAAAAUGACUGACUAAUUAAAAGUCAAGCUGCGCGGUGCGUUAUUAUUCCGUGUUAUUCUAUUUCAAUAUAAAAGUGCAGAACUCGAUCCUUUUAUUCUCACCAGUCGCUAACAUCAAUAUCGUUUUGAAAUUGGCAUUGAAGCAGAGCUACCGUUAUGAUAUGACUAUAGCCCCAUACAGAUAUUCAGUUCAAAGGCCUUAGUACGCAUCUGAUGACUGAUGUGUUCAUCGAAAUCUAUUCGGAUUCAGGAACUUAAGAUCUACCAGAGAAGCUGUGCCCUUACUGAAGCAGUGGACGUGAUUGGCAUCGUAAGUAAAUUACGAUACGUAUUUCCCCGAGGGCCUCAAUAUCCGUGGCUCGAAAAGAGUUUAAAAAAUCAUAAUGCAUAUGAUUGGUAUAAACCAGACUGUCAUCCCUGAAGUGGAUCUCAUCAUAGUAACCACGACUGGUCUUCUAACCGUCUUCGGUGUUGCUGCCAACUGGAUAAUCCUAUGCGUCAUUGCAACACAGAAACUCCUCCACAAGCGAGCCAAUGCUCUUCUUUUUAGUCUGGCCCUCCUAGACUUCUUAACUUGCGCCCUUAAUGGCCCUUAUUCCAUCAUAACCUUCUUCAAGAACACCCCCUGGCCGAGUUUCACUGUAUGCCGUGGAAUGCUAACCUACGGCCUGGCUUCGUCGUUGACCUCCUGUCUCUUCAAUGCGCUCAUCUCAAUCAAUUGCCUCCACGGAAUCCUGACGUCGAAGAAUGGCUUGGUUUAUACUUGGAACCAAGUUCUCGUCGUUGCAAUGACUGUUCUGGGUUGGGUGGUGUUCAUCACGUUUGUGUUAGCCCCACUUUACUUUCUCCAUGAGGUCACCUUCCAACCCCGUCUUGGUGUCUGUUACAUCAACGAUGGCGACAAAACGCUCCCCUUCGCCAUAGCAGUCUUCUCCGUGACAGCCAUAUCCUGGAUCAUCUCCUUAAUUUGCUACUUGAAGAUUGUCAACAUAGUGCGCAUCUCUGCCCAUCUUCGAGUCGCAGCCGUAACAAGCAUCGAACCAGUUCCGCAGAUGUACCAACUCAACGCAAGGAAUCGCUAUCUCUUUAAGCUGGUGCAAACUGUCUUCAUCACAUUUUUGUUCUACAUCGUGUUUUUCAUACCUCUCCUGAUUGUUGAAUUGCUCUACCGAUCUGACUUUAACCCGCACUAUCUUCUCUACAGGACAGCCUGUCUCAUUCUCUGGAGCAGUUCUGUUCUGAAUCCGUACAUCUAUAUCUAUAGACUGAAGAACAUCCGCAAAGCCAUUGUGAAUAUACUGUCAUGUGGUUACAGAAUGGACAGCUAGGCUGCAUAAAUAUAUAUUUAUACAUAUAUAUAGGAAUUGUCCUCACCUCUGGUCUACCAAUGGUUUCGCGCCUCGGUGACAGGCGAUAUAUAUAUUAUAUAUAUAUAUAUCAUAUAUAUAUAUAUAUAUAUAUAUAUAUAUCAUAUAAACAUACAUACAUCGGUUGAGACUAGACAAACAUUGGACUUUUAAUAGACUGAAACCUUGUGGAUAUGACUUUGAUGCUAAAAGAUUGAGAUUGAUAUGAUUUAGAAGUUAAUCAUUAGGAUUAUAGAAAUAGAUUAAAUUAUCGGCGGGUCACUAUUAACAACCGAUCUGAAAUUAUAUCAAACACUUGUAUUACUCAUAAUGGCUUAUGACAUGUACACUUAAAUAGCAAAAUGUGAGCAUAAUAUAUAAUCCCCUAUAAUAUGUAAAUAAAAUCACCUUUUCUCAGUUAUUAAAAGCAUCUUUAGCAAAAUCAUGAAUCACUUCUGUGUAAAAAAAAAAUAGUGUCAAAUCCCACAUAAUUAUAAUCACUUAUUGACGGGAAAACUGUCGCGUUUAAUUCGGGAUUGCCUGUUGAAUAGAAUGGAUGAGAAAUAUUCAUAUCCUGAAAUAAACAAAAUUUAAUUUAAAAGAAAUGUUUUUUAAAUAAAGUAGAAUAAAAGAAAUCUGCGUAUGAAAUAAUUUUCAAUGAUUUUUUUUUGCCAACUGUUGUUUGUUUAUAUUGGAUGAAGAAUGUGAAGACGAUCAUUCCAUACAAGAAACUUGAACCCGGGUGAGUGUUUCAUAAAGUUGUUUGUAAGUUACAAUUAUAAAAUAUCAUGCCAGCGACUUUAAGAACGACUGGUGAUCCUUUCUUGUGGUAAAUGAUAUUCACCAUUAAUGUUCAUUGACAAUUAUCUAGCGCGUAGGAAAGGUUCAUCGGUCGUUCUCAAAGUCGCUCUUAACUUACGAAGAGCUUCAUGAAACAGCCCCCUGGUGUAUUAAAAAACAUUUAUUUAUCCAGUUUAUUUAUUUGGCUUAUUUUAUAAUUGUAUGUAUUACCUGUUGUAAGAAAUAUGUUCUCUAUUGUCUCGUGUUUAUCUUUCUAUACCGCUUGCUACCUACAACCGGUUUUCUUCCAAUUCUUUGUCCCCCCCCGCGCCCCCCCCCCUGCUCUCUCACACACUCUCCUCAGACUCCCCUCUCUCUCCUGACUCCCCCGUCCUCUCUCUCUCUCUCUCUCCCUCCUAUCUCCUUCUCUUAUAUCAAUUUUCUCCCGACUCUCUCUCUCUGUAUUUCCAUCCUUUAUUUUUUUCUCUUUCUCCUCAUUUUUCUUUUGUAAAGUGCAAAUUCCGUUGAUACUUCUAAAUAUUUGAUAAAAGUAAUAUGUAUUGUGAAUUUGUUGUAGGUCACCUUCUGUGUAUUAUUACUACAAUUCAGAAUUUCUGCUAUCGUAAUGUAUUUUAAGCAUUUUAUGUUGAACUCUGUAAAUCAUGACUUGUAAUUAGUAUCUGCUUGUUUGAGAUUUCGAUGAAUAAAUACCAUAAAUACCAAUAUUAUGACAGCCAUUCUUAAGCUUAAAUGGGUACCCCGGGCUGAAAUAAAUCGAACAGAUAAAGUAAACUUAGACAAACAAAUAACUGACAAUUUCAUCAAAAUCGGACAAGGAAUAACAAAGUUCUGAUUUUUUUUU
This is a messenger RNA of Lytechinus pictus (painted urchin), 3544 nucleotides long. RefSeq names its product adenosine receptor A3-like. Bases 940 to 1884 code for a protein of 314 amino acids. The record is from RefSeq and is a predicted model, not a curated record. Gene Ontology annotation, cellular component: membrane. The transcript is spliced from 2 exons. Gene Ontology annotation, molecular function: G protein-coupled receptor activity. Gene Ontology annotation, biological process: G protein-coupled receptor signaling pathway. NCBI's taxonomy places the organism in Eukaryota, Metazoa, Echinodermata, Echinoidea, Temnopleuroida, Toxopneustidae.